Oreochromis aureus is the source of this 4078-nucleotide messenger RNA. RefSeq names its product protocadherin beta-16-like. Gene Ontology annotation, molecular function: calcium ion binding. Gene Ontology annotation, cellular component: plasma membrane. NCBI's taxonomy places the organism in Eukaryota, Metazoa, Chordata, Actinopteri, Cichliformes, Cichlidae. The record is from RefSeq and is a predicted model, not a curated record. The coding region runs from base 602 to 4078 and encodes 1158 amino acids. The transcript is spliced from 3 exons. Gene Ontology annotation, biological process: homophilic cell-cell adhesion.
AAUAAACGCGAGUCCGACAGCGAUUCAGCACCUUGGACAGUGACAAAUAGGGCACAGUUCUACAUUGUUAGUCCUUUUUAUGCGCCUCUUGUAUAUAUUUGUAUGCCUGGAGUAAAUUCUUUUUUUCAACAAUCUCGUUUUCAUUCUGUGUGAAUGAAUUUUCAUUGUUACGUUCAUUCCAGUGUUGCUUAAGAUGAGAAAACGCCGUUUGGUUUUUCUGUCAUGCUCCUCAUUUUCAUUAUAGACAUGCACUGGCUUUUUUCUACUUCUUUUUUGUCCUUCUUCUUCUACUGUUUGCCUCGUGUACUUUCACCUUGUGAACUCAUCGCGCCGCUGUUGUACAAUGUGUCGAGUUAUUGACUCUCUUUAAUAACACAUCCAUCCAGUCAACAUCCCGGCAUAUUGCGAAGCACACUCAGACAUAGAACGCACAGUUUAGGAAUCAGAUCAAAUUCACGGGCAGCUUAAAACGGAUUCCUACUAUAACGGGUGGAUUAAAACAGAUUCCUUUUUAUCUUUUCUAUUCAUUUUGGCGGAAUUGUAAUCGUGAAACGGAGUAAAACAACAUAGCCGUGGUGUGACAGCGGUGUCGGACAGAACAAUGGAACGGCAAGUACUGAUAAUCUCCAUUUUCUGCCUCAGUUAUGUGGUCGGGCAGGUUAGCUAUUCAGUUCCAGAGGAAAUGGCGAAAGGAUCUUUGGUCGGCAAUAUAGCCCAAGAUUUAGGUUUAGAUGUCAAACGUCUUAGGUCAGGUAAAGCUCGUCUCUAUACCGGAGACAGCGUUCAGUACAUUGAGCUGAAUAGAGAAAGAGGAGUCCUCAUCAUUAAAGAAAAAAUAGACCGCGAAAUCCUGUGCAGACAGACAACGCCUUGUGCUUUACAUUUUCAAAUAACGUUAGAGAGCCCACUGGAAUUAUUCCCAGUUACGGCUGAAAUUACCGAUGUUAAUGAUAAUGCUCCCGUGUUCCAAAAGGAGGAGAGAGUGUUUGAAAUCAGCGAAUCGGCGAUCGUCGGCUCUAAGUUUAUGCUAGAAAAAGCAAUAGACCCAGAUAUCGGACUGAAUGGUCUGCAGAGAUACACUCUUAAGCCGAGUGACAAUUUUGUUCUUAAAUUGCACGCACAAAGUGAUGGAAGCAAGAAAGUAGAAAUGAUUUUACAGAAGCCAUUGGACCGAGAGAAACAAGAACAUAUAUCUUUAGUUUUGACUGCGGAAGAUGGAGGUGAACCGCAAAUGACAGGAACAAUGAAAAUCUAUGUUACCGUAUUAGAUGUAAAUGACAAUGCACCUGCUUUUAGUAAACCCGUUUAUAAAGCAAGCAUUACGGAAAACUCUGUAAAGGGAACACUUGUUACUAAGGUCACGGCUUCUGACGCAGACAAGGGCACAAAUGGAGAGGUGACCUAUGUAAUCGAAAAUAGUAUGGACACAGUUUCAAAGUUAUUUCAUAUUAAUAGUGAAGGUGAUGUGAUUUUAGAUGGUCCGAUUGACUACGAAAUUGAAAAAACUUAUAAUAUAGACAUAGAAGCAAUCGAUCAAGGUGGACUCUCUGACUCAAGUAAACUAAUCAUCGAUGUAAUUGACGUGAAUGACAAUAGACCCGUUGUAAAUAUGAUUUCAGCGUCAGGCUCAAUACCGGAGGACUCAGCCCGCAAGACAGUAAUAGCUUUAAUGAGCGUAAAUGACCCUGAUUCUGAAAAUAAUGGGAAAGUGAAUUGCGUGAUAAAUAAAAAUAUUCCAUUUGAAAUUAAAUUUACAUCUAACAAUUUCUAUAGUUUAGUAACAGACAGUGAUUUAGACAGAGAGAGAGCCUCUGACUAUAACAUCACUGUGACCUGCUUUGAUGAGGGAGUGCCCUCCCUCUCCAGCAGCGUCACUCUCACCUUACAGAUCUCAGACGUUAAUGAUAACCCACCUGUCUUUGACAGGAGCUCAUAUGAGGCCUACAUUGUAGAAAACAACACGCCAGGUCUCUCUAUAUUCACAGUCAAAGCCACAGACGCUGACUGGAACCAGAACGCCCGUGUUUCUUACAUACUGGAGGACUCCUCCGUUAACGGAGUGCCAGUCUCCUCAUAUGUGUCCGUUAGUGCUGAUAGUGGAGUCAUCCAUGCAGUGCGCUCUUUUGACUACGAACAGAGCAAAGAUUUCCACUUCCGCGUAAAAGCGCAGGAUGGAGGCUCUCCUCCACUCAGCAGCAAUGUGAGUGUAAAAAUAAUUAUCCAGGACCAGAACGACAACCCCCCUCAGGUUCUGUACCCAGUCCAGACUGGCGGUUCUCUGGUGGCUGAAAUGGUGCCUCGUUCAGCAGAUGUGGGCUAUCUGGUGACUAAAGUGGUGGCUGUUGAUGUGGAUUCUGGACAGAAUGCCUGGCUCUCCUAUAAACUGCAGAAAGCCACAGACAGGGCGCUGUUUGAAGUGGGCUUACAGAAUGGAGAAAUCAGAACUAUCCGCCAAGUCACUGAUAAAGAUGCUGUCAAACAAAGACUGACUGUUAUAGUGGAGGACAACGGGCAGCCCUCUCGUUCAGCUACAGUCAUUGUUAACGUGGCGGUGGCGGACAGCUUCCCUGAAGUGCUGUCGGAGUUCACUGAAGUCACCCACGACAAGGAGUACAAUGAAAACUUGACUUUUUACUUAGUCUUGGCUCUGGCUGUAGUUUCCUUCCUCUUCAUCACGUGUUUAGUGGUUAUUAUAUCAGUCAAAAUCUACAGGUGGAGACAGUCUCGCAUCCUGUAUCACUCCAACCUCCCUGUCAUUCCAUAUUAUCCACCACGUUACUCAGACACUUUGGGGACAGGGACUCUGCCACAUGUGUACAAUUACGAGGUGUGCAGGACGACUGACUCCAGAAAGAGUGACUGUAAGUUCGGCAGAGCUGGUAGUCAGAACGUGCUAAUUAUGGACCCCAGUUCUACAGGAACGAUGCAGCGGAUACAGAGUGAAAAGAGCAUCCUGGAUGAACCAGACUCUCCUCUAGAGAUCUCAGACGUUAAUGAUAACGCACCUGUCUUUGAGAGGAGCACAUGUGAGGCCUACAUCGUAGAAAACAACACACCGGGUCUCUCUAUAUUCACAGUCAAAGCCACAGACGCUGACUGGAACCAGAAUGCCCGUGUUUCUUACAUACUGGAGGACUCCUCCGUUAACGGAGUGCCAGUCUCCUCAUAUGUGUCCGUUAGUGCUGAUAGUGGAGUCAUCCAUGCAGUGCGCUCUUUUGACUACGAGCAGAUCAAAGAUUUCCACUUCCGCGUAAGAGCACAGGAUGGAGGCUCUCCUCCACUCAGCAGCAACGUGACUGUGAAAAUAAUGAUCCAAGACCAGAACGACAACCCCCCUCAGGUUCUGCACCCAGUCCAGACUGGUGGCUCUCUGGUGGCUGAAAUGGUGCCUCGUUCAGCAGAUGUGGGCUAUCUGGUGACUAAAGUGGUGGCUGUUGAUGUGGACUCUGGACAGAAUGCCUGGCUCUCCUAUAAACUGCAGAAAGCCACAGACAGGGCGCUGUUUGAAGUGGGCUUACAGAAUGGAGAAAUCAGAACUAUCCGCCAAGUCACUGAUAAAGAUGCUGUCAAACAAAGACUGACUGUUAUAGUGGAGGACAACGGGCAGCCCUCCCGUUCAGCUACAGUCGUUGUUAACGUGGCGGUGGCGGACAGCUUCCCUGAAGUGCUGUCGGAGUUCACUGAGUUGACACAUGACAAGGAGUACAAUGACAACCUGACUUUUUACUUAGUCUUGGCUCUGGCUGUAGUUUCCUUCCUCUUCAUCACGUGUUUAGUGGUUAUUAUAUCAGUCAAAAUCUACAGGUGGAGACAGUCUCGCAUCCUGUAUCACUCCAACCUGCCUGUCAUUCCAUAUUAUCCACCACGUUACUCAGACACUUUGGGGACAGGGACUCUCCCCCAUGUGUACAAUUACGAGGUGUGCAGGACGACUGACUCCAGAAAGAGUGACUGUAAGUUCGGCAGAGCUGGUAGUCAGAACGUGCUGAUAAUGGAUCCCACUUCUACAGGAACAAUGCAGCAGAUACAGAGUGAAAAAAGCAUCCUGGAUGAACCAGACUCUCCUCUCGAGUUUUGA